AUGAUGAAUGUCCUGGAGGAGAAAGAGGUGAAAAAAACGGUUGUCGUUACGACUGAGCAACUGGAUGAUCAAGGAGAACAGGAAGUAAAAGUGCCAGAAAGACAGACAUUAGAGUCUGCCCCUGUCGAAAAGCGACCAAAAGAAGUUAUUUCUACGGCCCCAGGGAAACAUGAAGAUGAGGCUCGAGUGACACGUGUGAGGAGGGAAGAGCGCACAACCGCUGAGAAGAGAGAAGUGGAAACAGUUGCACGCGAGGAACCUCCGAUAGACGUUAUCAGUCCGGCAAAAGAGAAGGAACAAAGAAAGGCUGAAACACCGCUCACGACCCCUACAGUUUCACCUCGACCGCGACAACAUUCUUUGGAGGGUGGCGAUGUGCCAAUUCACAAACAACCCCUCGCAGUUAGUCCAGUGCUUAUGCCUGUCAACAGACUGACCGAGCAAGAGCUCGCAGAAGAGAGAAGGGAAACUGUAGAGAAAGAGGUGAAACAAGUGCAUCCGAUUAGGGAAGAAGCUCGGCCAGCAGUCCAGGAGAAAGUCGAAAAGCCUCCCAAGAAGAAAGACUCCAUCAUGGCUCAGGAGAUGAAAGUGGUCCAAGAGAAACAUGAAGACGAAGCUCCAGUGACUCGUGUGAAAAAAGUAGAGCGCAGGACCUCAGAAAAGAAAGUAGUCGAAACCGUUGUACGCAAGGAACCUCCCAUAGAAGUCAUUAGUCCACAAAAAGAAAAAGAACAAAGGAAAGUCGAGACACCGGUCGCGACCCCUACACUUUCUCCUCUACCUCGACAACAUCGUAUGGAAGAUUUUGGCGAGCCACCACACAAACAACCUCCAGCAGUUAGUCCAGCGCUCGUGCCUCCCAAUAGGCUAACCGAGCAGGAACUCGCAGUGGAGAGAAAGGAAACUUCUGAUGUUCCGAAGGAGAUAAAACAAGCGAUUCCGAUAAGAAGAGAAGCACCAACGGCGGUUCAAGAGAAAGUCGAAACGGCUCCCAAGAAAAAAGAGCCCACCAUUGGUGAGGAGAAGAAGAUGGUCCAGGAAAAACAUGGAAGAUGA
This is a messenger RNA of Cooperia oncophora, 1056 nucleotides long. The record is from the annotation of a GenBank genome assembly. Lineage: Eukaryota; Metazoa; Nematoda; Chromadorea; Rhabditida; Trichostrongylidae.